ACGCCCGCGCUGAUGACUCCGUUGUCAUAACGUUUCAACAUAUAGCAAGAUGGAAGGCAUUUACGCGCUCGAAAAUAGAUUUAGUAAUUACAUGUUCUUUAUACAAAGAAUCGGCUGGAAUCAUGACGGAGAAGUGGACAUCACGCCAGCCUACCAGAUGCUGGAGCAGGAUACAGCUGGAGCAUUCCAGAAUAUUCCUGUGCCUGGUAAUAUCAUGGAGUUCCACGAUUUUUUAAUGAAUAAUAACAACAACAACCUGCAACACUACAUUCACAUAUACCACAACGCUCACCAACAACUUCUCGAGGAAUUCAAAAACGUACGAUACAAUAUGGCAGAGAUGCAGCAAGAAAUUGAUUCCAUUAAAGAUACCAUUACCGACCAGCACCAACUUUACCAACAAUUAGAACACCAACAACAAACACUAAACGCAGAAAUAACAGCACUUCAGGACAGCAUAUGCAAACAAAACACAGCAGUUUACAACUUACAACAUUCACUCAGCAGCCCAAACUUCGCACCACAUGAGAUCUCCCGCCAUCAAAACAGCCAGAAACCCGCAUCUAACCAACACAACCAACACGACAACCAUUGCAACCAUCCCGAUGCUUACAACAUGAUCAACGAGGACAACAAUCACAACUACCAACUGUUCAAUCUACAAUCUUAUCUCACUCCAUCACUUAGUACAUACUCCAUGAACCAGGCACAGGAAGAACCAAACGUCAAAGAAUGUUACGUCGAAGAGCAUCACUGUGAACACGUUUAUGACGAAUCUGCAGACUUCCCAUCUCCAGCCACCGACGCAGACGGAAGUUGUGACUUUUCAUUUUAUGUUGAUUGUUUUUUUGGAUUUCAUUAAAAGAAAAACACAUCACG
Dreissena polymorpha is the source of this 879-nucleotide messenger RNA. RefSeq lists its product as uncharacterized. Bases 50 to 862 code for a protein of 270 amino acids. NCBI's taxonomy places the organism in Eukaryota, Metazoa, Mollusca, Bivalvia, Myida, Dreissenidae. The record is from RefSeq and is a predicted model, not a curated record. The transcript has 3 exons.